AUGGAUGUUGAAGACACAGUGAACAUGAAGAUAAGUAAAAAGUGUAGAAUGAAAUUGGUUGAUGAAGUAAUCUACAGUUUGGAUGACUUACAUCAAGACUUAUUCACACACUCCUGCUUUGGACAGUUGUUGAGCUUAAGGGAUAUAAAGCUCACGUUAGAAUUAGUCCACCAGUUAAUUCUGAGGUCGAUAAGUACCUCAAAAGAAAAUGAUGUAUGGAUUAAAAUCGGAGAUAAGCUUGCAAGAUUUGGAUUGCAAGAGUUUACAUUGGGCACCAGGUUUAAAGCGGGAGAUAUGGAGGACGAGGAUCCGACUUUAGGGUAUAAUUGUAGACUGGUUAAGGAACGUUUCAAGCAUAGCAACGAUAGAAUAGAGGCUUAUUGUUAG
Molecule: messenger RNA, 387 nt
Organism: Fraxinus pennsylvanica
Lineage: Eukaryota; Viridiplantae; Streptophyta; Magnoliopsida; Lamiales; Oleaceae
Source: the annotation of a GenBank genome assembly